Messenger RNA from Balaenoptera musculus (blue whale), 1030 nucleotides. RefSeq names its product calpastatin-like. NCBI's taxonomy places the organism in Eukaryota, Metazoa, Chordata, Mammalia, Artiodactyla, Balaenopteridae. The transcript is spliced from 3 exons. The record is from RefSeq and is a predicted model, not a curated record. Gene Ontology annotation, cellular component: cytoplasm. Gene Ontology annotation, molecular function: calcium-dependent cysteine-type endopeptidase inhibitor activity. Bases 1 to 924 code for a protein of 307 amino acids.
AUGAGACCCUCACAAGCCUGGUUUGAGAACUCUGAUGUGGAUGCAGGCAGACAACAGUGCUAUGGGAUCAGCACCAACUGGGAAUGGGGGCAGCUGUCCUCUCUAACCCUGAUGUCACGUGCUGAGGUGAUGCCAACAUUCUUCUCCUCCAUCACAAUACUCCAGAGCUCAUCCUUGUCAGGAUGUACUCAGAAACCACUGGGGAUAAGCCUCCAGCAGUGGAAGGUGGGCAGCAUGCAGGACCCUGUGGAGAAGGACCUGAGGCUUCGGGAGCCCAAGGAACCGCUCCCACCCUUGAGUGAAGACUUCCUCCUUAAUGCUUUGUCCAAGGACUUCACCGUUCCCCCAAACACUUCGUCUCUUCAAUUUGAAGAUGCUGAACUUUCGGCUGUCAUCUCUGAAGUAGUCUCCCAAACCCCAGCUCCAACCACCCACUAUGCAGGUCCACCCCCUGACACUCCGCAGAGUGAUGACAAAGAACUUGACGAUGCCCUGGAUCAACUUUCUGACAGUCUCGGGCAAAGACAGCCUGACCCAGAUGGGAACAAACCCCUAGAGGAUAAAGUCAAGGAAAAGGUGAAAGCUGAACACAGAGACAAACUGGGAGAAAGGGGUGGCACCAUCCCACCUGAAUAUCGACAUCUCUUGGAUGAUGACGAUGAGGGCAAAUCAGCGACGCCACCUCCAAAGAAACCUGAGGCAUCAAAGAAACCUACAGAUGCCCAAGACCCCAUUGAUGCCCUCUCAGGGGGCUUUGACAACUGUCCCUCAACUACAGAAACCUCAGAGAACACAGCAAAGGACAAAGACAAGAAAACUGCUUCCAGCUCCAAAGCACCCAAGAGUGGGGAUAAAGCAAAGGAUUCUGCAAAGGCAAAGGAGGAAACUUCCAAGCGAAAAGCUGAUGGAAAAAGUACAAGUUAAAGUUAAAGUUCACACUAUUUGGUACCUGCAUAUAAAAUCUUCAGCUGGUAGAUGGUGACUUUUGAAGAACAAAAGGCUUUGACAGCAGAAAAAUUUUCUGAGUGGC